AUGCUCCUACCGCUGCUGCCCGUGCUCGGCCUCGCACGCACCUCCGCGCCCGCGGCGCUGUCCGCCGCCAUCGACGCCGCGUGCGCGCUGCCAGAGGGGCUGCUCGCGGAGGCGUGCCUCUCCCAGGGUGCGCCGGGCGGGCCCGUCGGUCCGAUCGCCACGCUCCGCACGCUCGAGUGGUGGCAGCUGCCGGCGGUGCUGCUCGCCACCGCCGGCGGCGCUGUGCUGCUGGUGGCGGUCGUGGAUGUGGGCCUGCUUGGCGGCGCUCUGCUGCGGACGCUGUCGCGGGCGGUGAGCCCCGAGGCGGAGGCUCGCUUCGCGCGCCACGAGGCGGGCCACUUCCUCACCGCCCUUCUGCUCGGGUGUGCGGUGGAGGCGGUCGAGGCGUCGCCCAUGUCUGCGCUCGCCAACCGGCGGCUGCGCGGCUCUCCCGGGGAGGAGCUGCGGCUGGCGCCGGCGGCGCACGCGCGCUGGGCGGCCGCCAACGCAGCGCUGCUGCUGCGCGCGCACGCGCCCGCUCUCGCCGCGCUCGAGGAGAGGCUACGCGCCGGCGCGACGGUGGGCGAGUGCGCAGUCAGCCUGUCGGAGCACAUCCCCCCGCCGCCUUGCGCCGAUCCGAGCGAGCAGGCGUGGCCGCGCAGCGCUGCCGCGUUCCCCGAGAGGAGGUAG
Messenger RNA from Emiliania huxleyi CCMP1516, 669 nucleotides. RefSeq lists its product as hypothetical. Bases 1 to 669 code for a protein of 222 amino acids. The record is from RefSeq and is a predicted model, not a curated record. The transcript has 3 exons. NCBI's taxonomy places the organism in Eukaryota, Haptophyta, Isochrysidales, Noelaerhabdaceae.